Molecule: messenger RNA, 1704 nt
Organism: Porites evermanni
Lineage: Eukaryota; Metazoa; Cnidaria; Anthozoa; Scleractinia; Poritidae
Source: the annotation of a GenBank genome assembly
UUUUUUUCAGCUGACAUUGUGUUUAUUGUAAAAGACAAGCCUCACCCAAUAUUCAAGCGUGAUGAUGACAACCUCGUCUAUACUGCCACUGUUCCUCUUGGAAAGGUAAAUAAAGAUCAUGAAUUAAAGCAAUUACUGUGUUGACCACUCACUUUUUAACCCCCAAAUUUAUUUCCAGCUACAUAUACCACUCUCUCCCUAUUAAUUUUUGUUGAGAUUGCAAGUGCAAUGUUAGCUCAAAUAAUCCACUGGAAGUGGAGGGAAAUGAUUUUAAAGAAAAAAAGACUCAGUAUAAGCAAAUGAGGCCCAAACAGCUGGAGGUAGAGCUAUCUUGUUACUCUAGACAAGAAACUGUGUUAGUCUCUCUCUACCCAGUUGAACAUUAAAAUGUCUACCGGCAACAUGCUAAUACCCCUAGGUGUUUCUGAUACUGAAAAGCCCUCUUUCAAGUCCUCCCUGUAUUGUAUUUUAAGGGUUGCAGUUGCUGCCUGCAGUAUGUAAUGCUAGACAGUGCAAAGGGAGUUUUCUUUUCCAAAGAAACUAUGCAGUGACAUGGCUUAGAAUGCAACAUUCUAAAGUCAAAUCCAUCAACCAAUAUGGGACUUAAAUGGGGUGAAUAAUUUUUUAUUAUUAUUUCUGGUGAGCAGUUUAAUGCAAGUCAAUUAUUAUUGUUGUUGUACUAGGCACUCACUGGUUGUGUGGUAGAUGUACCAACACUUGAUGGCAGACUUAUCAGCAUUCCCAUCAAUGACAUUGUCAAGUAAGUCAGAACGCAUCCUAAUCUUGCUGUUCCUGUGGUACAAAGGCACAAAUUUUCGAGGUAUUGGGGUGCCUGCCGAUUAGCUGCCCCAACUCAUUUUCUCAGGGGCAUCUCGGCCAGGAAACUGGACUCCUUUUGACACGCUUUCGUUUCCGUAGGUGACGAACACGGAUCCGUAAUCAAUGAUUACCUCUAGUGCUUACAAUGUAGAUGUCCACAAACAACAUAAGAAAAUUAAGUUGAUAAACUGUGCCAAGUUAAAGUGGUCAGGAGGUUUACAGUGAGUCAGACUACAAAAAAUGAAAACUAGACCUUUUUGUGGAGCAUUGUGCAGUAGCAUAUGUAGGGGAGGGACCCAGGCCUCAACCUAAUUUAUGGGCUAAAGUGCAGCGGGGCUAAAAUACAGGUCACUUUUCCACACGUCAGAGUACAGGUCACCGUGAUACAGAUAAACAAACUGCAUUAAAAGUGUCUCCUAGCCCUAAUCUCCUAACAAAAUGCUCUAUUAGAUCAAGUGGAAUCUGUGUGGUUUGGUAAUUUAUCGAUGGAGCAGUGACCUGUACUCUUGACCUGUAGAAUGUGAUCUGUACUUUAGACCGGGCAGCUAAAGUGAUAAACACAGGGCUGAGAGAAAAUAAUAUUUUUUUAGUUUGGGCCCUUGCUCCUCUUCUCUCAGGGUUGGCAUGAAAGGGAUUUUCACCUUCUUAAAGAUCUAGAUCUGCCAUUGUUGUGUCAAGCAACAAGCUUUGAAAGAAAAUGUUGCAGCUUCAUAAGUUUGUCAGGAAAGACUAUUAUCAUACCAUUAAACUUUGAUAACUUCACAUUCCUUUUUCAGACCUGGAUAUCAAAAGAUAGUUCCUGGUGAAGGAAUGCCCAUCUCCAAAAAUCCUAAUACAAAAGGAGAUCUUAUAAUUCAGUUUAAUAUCGAGUUCCCAAACCAACUG